AUGACCACCUCUACAACAACAUCUGCUCCCAAAAUCACAAUAGCUAAACAACAACUCACGAGACAAAUACACACUCUCGAAGCACUAUUAGACGAAGCUAAUGAAUACAGUCCCACUUGGGUCUUCCCAACUGAGAGCUCCGAUCUUAAAAUUUUCAUCACCACACAAAGAAUAACGCUUACAAAUCUUAAACGUAGAAUAGAGCAACAAUCCGACAAGCUGGGCGCACGUUAUGAAUCACUUGUUCAAGCUUCCAGCAACAGUGACGGUACUACUUUUCAACCCCAAAUUGAUGCACACUGGGAAGACAAACGAGGGUACACCCUACUUAACCUCGCAGGGAAGAUUACUCAACAACUCGACAACAGACUGACUGAAUUGGAUUGUCAAGAAGCAACGCUAACACUCAUAAAGAACAAUUACAACAUAGCUAUCUCAAAGUGCCGGAAUUCCAUGGUGACCCUAACGAGUUGCAAAGGCGAUGCAGCACGCUCCUCCUUGCGAAUGAUUCUUCGAACAGGCGACUCUUAUGAACGAGCAAUGCAACAACUUAAGAACCAAUACGAAGACCCUAAACGAAUCACUAUGCAAAUGAUUCCUCAACUCAAGACAAUGAAACAUCUUUAA
Molecule: messenger RNA, 627 nt
Organism: Cooperia oncophora
Lineage: Eukaryota; Metazoa; Nematoda; Chromadorea; Rhabditida; Trichostrongylidae
Source: the annotation of a GenBank genome assembly